AUCCAGCUCGAUCGUCACCGCUUGAGCGGGCUCCACGUUCGAGAGUGCAUGGCGAACUAUUGCAAUUUGCAAUGCCGUAGAUCUUUCUGUUUGCGGCAUAACGAUACUCGUUCGAAGGCGUAAUACAUGAAAACGAAAUAAAAUCGCGAAGGUGUUCGCGCCGCGAUACUAGGCCAUCGAGCAUUCGCGUCGAUGUCGCUCUCGAGGGUCGAUCGGAGUUCCGUCGCGAAGUGUUUAUCGAUAAAAUGUUGACGGUUUCGAUAAUCGAAGUGACCGGAAUUUUGACCGUUAGGACCGGAGUCGGGCUGUAACUUUCGAGUGUUGAUCUAGUUUGAAUUCGCCUCGAAUGUAGUUAUAAGAAAUUUCAUUCCUGGGCCGUUACAAUACAUCUCAGGUACGCGGUUGACUCGAAUCGGUUGACAAAGUGCCAGUAUCGAGAACGACGUCAGUGCCGCGGCUGACUUCCGGUCUUUGGCGCCGGUAAAUCGAAACUGAAACCGAACGAACGAUUUUCUUCGAAAAAUUUGCAACGAAUUCCCGAACUUACGAAUCUCGGCGAACUGUCCAGUGAUUACGCCAUGCACCGGAACGAAGAGCGCGCAGUGUAAUCUAGGUGGUGCGAUUGGUGCAGUGGUUUGUCGGUCUCUUUAACGGAUUCCAACGACACGUUUAAACGGAUAAUCGUCCAAGAUGGUGCGCGUGGCGCGAAUCUCACACACCAACGAAGAGACGACGAAGAUGAGGGAUGCGGUUUCGCAAAAGGGAAACAAUAACAGUAAUAAUAAUAAUAAUAACAACAACAACGUAACACCCUUGAAAAACAAGCCUUCCUUGGUGAUUUAUCGACCCCCAGGCGGAAGAACGGAAGGAGCCACGGCGAACGUUAGUAAUCCAAGAUUGAACGUACACGCGAAGGAGUUCACUAUGAAGCAGAACGAUUCGCAUCCUUCUAAGUCUCGGUCGAAUGCUUCAGAACGAUCCCCCUAUUAUCUGCAACACAGCAAGUCGAGCGGCAACGUGCACCGAUAUUUGUACGCGCAGCAACAGCAACAGAUACAACAUACUCUACAGCAGCAGCAUCAACAUCAUCAGACAUCGCGACACGCGCAGGGUGGUCAUCAUGCGACCGUUUCGGCGCUCAAACAAACACACCCGCUUGACAAUUCAACGUCCAGCGGAAAUAUUAUACACGGCUCCGGUAGGGUUCAUUUCAGUAUGGACCAGAACGAGGUCAAACCGAAUCCAAGUAAACCUGGCAGGCUCACCAAAUCGUUGUCCUUCGUGUCUACAUAUGGUUUGAAGCGAUCGAAGAGCCUGAACGCGGCUGAUGUGUUGGCUGCGAAGGCGGUAAACAUCUCAGAUGCCUCGGAGUUAGGGAAAUUCCCUGCAGCGAUCCAGGAUACUCUCCUGAGAGCCAUCGAUGAUCCAAACCUGUUGAACGCAAGAGCGUUGAUGGAACUAGUACGACAUAUAUUGGAGAGGGUUGUGGAAAACCGGAAAUACGCGGAACCGGCGGCGAAAAUUUGUAUCACCAUCAUAGAGAAAGAAGCUAAGGAAACGUUCCUGGAGUCCUUGUUGAACACGUGUCAACAGUGGUAUCAGGAUCGUGUCAAGAUCCUCUAUGAUGGAUCGAAUUGUCAUCGUUACUCCGCCUUCAUGACGUUCCUCAAUGAGAUGUAUUGUCAGUUGAAGCGGAGACAGCUUCAGUUAAAGACACAACAGGAGGGCGUUCCUCCCGGACGCGUUCUCCUCACAUUGCUCUGGAAGUGUUGUCAGGACUGUCUGCAGCCUCCUGUUGUCAAUUCCUUGGCAGAGACGGAUUGCCUGUUCUUUAUUUUGACGUGCAUUGGCAAGGAUUUGGACACCGAGUUGCCGGCUCAACUGCAACAACUGCUUGGAAGCUUGAGGGAUGCGUUCCUGGCGGAGGACACCAUCUUGCCGUCGGUCAGGAAGACCCUACUGCAACUGAUCGAACUUCACGCCGCCCACUGGCAACUUCCGGCACCGGCGGUCGUCUACUAUUACCCGGGAUCGACCUCGAAAUGAUCCUUCGCCGUCUCGGCUCCUCCGUCCAUUCGUCGGUUCUGUGCGUGCGCGCAUCAUGUACGUGUGGAGUUGAGCGAGCAUAUAGCGGGUGGAACAAAUGCGGUGACCUUCGAGCGACCUCGCGCUCACCACUUCUACCUGUCCCAGAAACUAGUCAACUCGAAGCGCUGGGGUCCAAGGGAGUCUUUGAAGGGUACUCUACCAUUCAACAGCGUACAGGUUCGCUACAUUUGUUCCAAUCGAGCAUGCGUGCGGUUUAAUGGGGGCUCCUUGUACUUGAAUGCAUCGGCUGCCGAUCAUGCGAAUAAAAAUUAAACGAACGCCGCUAGGCCCCGGGCUAAAGGAGCCGCGCGAAGGUAAUCGAUCGCCCCGAGCGACUCGAUGAAGGCGAGAUGCUCUUGCAACCGUUGAUCGUGCAUUGAAAAUGAUACUUACGCGAACUCACUUGUUUUCUUAAAUGUUGUACUCUGAAUAAAAUUGAAACAGCUCAUCCGACGUUCAUCUUGAACGAUGAGCCAGAUAUUUCUCACUGGUCUAUUUCAUAUUGCACUAAUUAUUUUGAUCAGUGAGUUGUACAUAAUUUCUACAACAAAUUGUAGUUAUUGAGAGUCUGUGCGGAGAUCUCCAUGAUCUUGAAUGACUAGAACGAUUAUGCAAAAUUUCGUUUAUGGGAGAUUUUAUGAAGCUUUUUCUUUGCUGAACGUUGCACGGCGGUCGCAGAAAACUCAUAAAAGUUUACUCUCAGAAAUACGUCCGAAGAGAGUCCAGUAAAAAAAUUACGUUACCAGUUUAUAACGGCUGGGAUAAAAACUUUCGGGACAGACCAAAUAAAAAUGUUUCAUUCACGUGAUCUCAUGUCUCCAUAAUUCACUGAACUCGCGACGAAGUGGCUCCGAAAUCACGGCGAGAAGCGAAACCUUUGUUCGACGAACGAUGCGUCACGUCAGCGAAACAAGCAACCGUGAUCUCGCUGUUACCGAGAACGAUUGUUCGCCGUCAUCGCAAGAUUUAACAACUAAAGAAAACGAUUAUUAUUGCGCAUCCCUGCGAGGAAUGGUGCAAGACUCGUCGAUACCGGCUUAAUAUCCAGAUUAAUAUCCAUUCUGGGAACUCCGAAGAUUAGCCGUUCGAAUUAGAAACGAUUUCGUUAGUAAGUCAAUGGGUUAAGAAAUCGGGACACCCGAGACCGGUACGGUGUUUGUCUUGGCCGAAAUUAUCACGUAUCGCCGGUGAAUCCGAGAGUGUUCACCUCAAGAGCAGAGCAGGAUCACGGUUAAAGUCGGGCAUUGAAAGUUAUGAGCUCCAAACUAAAACCAUGUCAAAGGCUCUAUACUUCGGAGAAUGAAAAGGACUUUCUGUCGAGUUUGAUUUCACGUUAGCACAGUUUUCUGAAUUCUUGGACACGUUGAAUUCUUGGAUUCUUCUUUAACACGUUGGCCGCUUUGUCAGACUGUACAUGUCACUUAGCGCGUUCACAGUCUAGACGUCUGUAGGGAAAGACAAUAACUUUUUAAGAGCGGUAACAAGCUGUCUUCUUUCGAAUACAUUAUCCUGUGUUAUACUACUAGUUUCGAGAAGGCUCUCGGGUUAAUCUUACUUAUAGUAUUUGUCUUGAAUUAUGUGUGACUAACUCGAAACCACCGUGACUCGCUUAUGGGACAUGGGACUGUGAACAUGUUAAGAUAGCAUAUAAAUGGCAGAUUUUAAUGCCGGAUUAAAUUUUGCUAGUAAACAAAUUAAAUGUCAACGGUAGUCAACGUGUUAGUCUCUGCGACUGUAAACCGUGAUAGUAAGACGCUCGAUGGAAGGUGUGUGCGACACGAGCAGUUAUAUGUCUAUAGUACGGAGGUUCGACGAGGUCUCGAAGGUUCCCUGGAAUCUGACUCGAAUUUUCCUCGGCUUUUUCCGUAAUCACCGAACGAACAUAAUUGAAAGAAAAACGACCCUCUCGUGGAACGAUCCGAACAUGCUUGCGAUAGCACACAGUGUCGACUGCGCGUGACCGUAGCUUCCGGUAUGACCUGGGUGCUUUAAACCCAAGGAUACUCCUCCUUGACGUCUUCCGUAUGAUACUCGAGCGACGUAGUAGUGACUGUGGAUAACUUAAACUGAAAUACAGGUGCAACGAUUUGUUUUAACA
This is a messenger RNA of Megalopta genalis, 4186 nucleotides long. RefSeq lists its product as uncharacterized. Gene Ontology annotation, molecular function: translation activator activity; RNA binding; protein binding. The record is from RefSeq and is a predicted model, not a curated record. Gene Ontology annotation, biological process: regulation of translational initiation. Gene Ontology annotation, cellular component: cytosol. NCBI's taxonomy places the organism in Eukaryota, Metazoa, Arthropoda, Insecta, Hymenoptera, Halictidae.